Paramecium tetraurelia is the source of this 459-nucleotide messenger RNA. RefSeq lists its product as uncharacterized. The transcript has a single exon. Lineage: Eukaryota; Ciliophora; Oligohymenophorea; Peniculida; Parameciidae. The record is from RefSeq and is a predicted model, not a curated record.
AUGAUUAAUCAAAGAGUAUACAUAAGAGCAACAGCUAGAAAGCAAUAAAAUCAACCAAAUGAUGACUUUUAUGGGGAAUAAUAAUAUGAUGAUGAGGUUUAAUAAUAUGAUUCAUUGCUGAACAAGAGAACUCAAAAAGAAUUUUUAAAUGAGGAAAGUAAAUCGAAAAAAACUCUAUAUCACUUUGAUAUCUCUAAUUAGUAAUGGAAUCCGACACUUUAAUAAAAUACCUAAAAUGAAUUGGUAAAAGAAAACAGUGUCCAAUUGGAAGAAAACUUCGAAUAAUAUUAAAACUAUAAAUAAAAAGGUUUGCAAUUAUUCAAAAUCGAUGACUUUUCAGUACUUGAAAUAAACGAGAUUAAUUACAUAGAAUAAUUCUAAGGACAAAAAGAUUAUUAACUUUUUGGAAAAAAGCAUAAAUAGAAUAUAAGCAAAAAAAUAUACAAGUACGUGUGCUGA